AUGACCAGGUCUACGAUCCACUUGAUAGCUCAGACGAGGAAAGCGACAGACAAGCUGUAUCAACAGAACACCCCGAAGAGAGGGUGGCGGGGGUGGGGGGGGGGGGUCGCGCAACAGGACUGCCAGUUUGUGGACGGCUCUCUGAAGCAGGUGGACGCUGGGCUGGGGCUGAUUUUCGGGGUGAACGAAGCAGGCGCGGUCUUCACGAGAUUCGGGAACAACUGGGUGCCGUUGGAGGGGAACCUGAGGCAUGUGACCGUAGGUCUGGCUGGACUGUGGGGGGUCAACGAGGAUUUCCACAUCUUCAAGAUGGUCGCCGGGAAAUGGGAGAGAGUGGAGGGUCUCCUGAAACAGAUUGACGCUGGGGGUGACCAGCUGAUCGGAGGUACAAACAAUGAGAGCGCAGGAUUCUGUCUGAACCAGCAGGGGGCGGCGCUGGUGUUUGGGGAAGUGGCUCAUGUCCCCUGGGUCUCUAUCGAUGAUGAUCUGGUGUACUACUCCUGUGGCCCCCAAUCCUGCUGGGGAGUUACCUCCAAGAACGCAGUGCUGAUCCGCAAGGGGGUGACCCCAAACGCGUGCCAGGGCUUGGGCUGGCUGCCAGUCCCGGACUCCUCCAUGACCAUGGUAGAGGUGGGAUCAGAUGGGAUCGUGUUCGGCAUCAACGGCACCGGGGAGGUCUUUCGCAGGGACGGGAUCACCAACAACAACCCAGUGGGCUCCCAUUGGAUUCACCAGUAUGUCUGUGGCAACAUGAGGCACGUCACCUACGACCUGGGAGUGCUGUGGCUCAUCACAAUGGAUCAGAAGAUUGUGAGCUGCACCAUCUAGAGCUCCCCCUAGAGGCUCUCCGUCGCCACUGCAGGCAGCCAGUCAGAACUUCCCGGCACCAGAACUGGCACCUGCAUUCCAAUGAUUGAUUCAGUUGAUUGAUUGUAUCCAUGUUUACGUAUCAACACAGAGAUAAAUGCAUUGCUACUAUAAUACACAGCAUUAACUAAAAGCUUUUUCUUUUUUGCUCAGCUACACCCUCUGACUUCUUGAGAGUACAGUAUAUGAUAAUUUAGUGGCAGUGUUAAAAAUACUGACAGAAACACACACUGUGGUGUGAUGUAAUGUAUUGCAACAGGUCUCCUGCUAGCGGCUGGUGAGUUAAUCACGUUAAGGCAGGCGCUUGCUUCUUCACUACAGGGCUUGCUUUGUAGUUGAAUGGUGAAAGGUUUGUGUUCAUAGUUUCUGACACUUUCCAGUCAAUCGAGCUGGCUGAAAUGCCAAACUAUUGCAA
Molecule: messenger RNA, 1282 nt
Organism: Polyodon spathula (Mississippi paddlefish)
Lineage: Eukaryota; Metazoa; Chordata; Actinopteri; Acipenseriformes; Polyodontidae
Product: fish-egg lectin-like
Exons: 4
Coding region: 1-828 (275 amino acids)
Source: RefSeq, a predicted model, not a curated record